Messenger RNA from Penicillium taxi, 711 nucleotides. RefSeq names its product transferase hexapeptide domain protein. Gene Ontology annotation, molecular function: dynein complex binding. The transcript has a single exon. Lineage: Eukaryota; Fungi; Ascomycota; Eurotiomycetes; Eurotiales; Aspergillaceae. The coding region runs from base 1 to 711 and encodes 236 amino acids. Gene Ontology annotation, cellular component: dynactin complex. Gene Ontology annotation, biological process: mitotic spindle organization. The record is from RefSeq and is a predicted model, not a curated record.
AUGGCCACACUCAAGCCCCCUCCAGUCCAGCACCGCUCAUCCUCCUCAUCACCUUCGCCUCCUAAAGCCCCUCUCAAAGUUGAUCCUACAGCAACAAUCGCCGAUACAGCAGUCUUCCAAGGCACAUACCCAGUCACCAUCGGCGCAGGCACAGUGAUCCACCCUCGCGCCAAAUUCUAUACCUACGAAGGACCGAUAACAAUUGGCGAUGGAUGCGUCAUUAGCGAAAAGGUUGUGAUUGGAGUUGCUCCGACAAGAGGGUCAAGAUCAACAACACCCGAUCCCACCUCCACCAGGGAAAUAGCAACCCACCUCUCCUACUUCGUGACGAUCGGUCCUCAAUCCACUAUCUACCCAGGCGCACAUAUUCAUUCCGCUGCAGUGGUCGAGCCCCUUGUAACAAUAAACCGAAAUGCCGACAUUGGAUCCCACGCGAAGAUCUGCUCAGGGUGCGUAGUCCCUGAGCGAAGCUCUGUGGCGGAAUGGAUGGUUGUUUGGGGCUCUGGUGUGGGCCAGCGAAGGAGGAGAGCGCGAGAGGCCAAAGCACCUGGCCCUGCCAUUGUUGUUGCGGCGCAGGUUGCACAAGUCCCUCUACCUGCGCCUGCACCUGAGGGCAAGUUGAUUGAGGAUGCUAGGUUGAUGGUCUUGAAAAAGGAGAGAGAGGCAUUGGCUCGAAUGAUCGUGCCUGCUGGUACAGGAAGGAAAAAAUGA